Tachysurus vachellii is the source of this 3611-nucleotide messenger RNA. RefSeq names its product actin binding LIM protein 1a (gene ablim1a). Gene Ontology annotation, cellular component: actin cytoskeleton; stress fiber. Gene Ontology annotation, biological process: cytoskeleton organization; cilium assembly; lamellipodium assembly. NCBI's taxonomy places the organism in Eukaryota, Metazoa, Chordata, Actinopteri, Siluriformes, Bagridae. The transcript has 22 exons. Bases 365 to 2449 code for a protein of 694 amino acids. The record is from RefSeq and is a predicted model, not a curated record. Gene Ontology annotation, molecular function: actin filament binding.
UGUGAAGACUGAACUAGAUUGGGUCUUAUAAUUGCCCAGUUACUUAUUGAGCAUCCUUUGUGUGUAAGGAGGGGGGUCAAUAGCCUAGUAUGAGCAGUGUUCUUCCUGUAAAAGCCCCGCCCUUCCUCUGCACCAGCCUGCUUCACAAUACCUGUACCUUUCUGCUACGAGAACACGCACAGCAAGGACGCUCCAUCUCAGCACUUUUCUGAGAGUGUUUGUACGCGCGCGCGUGUGUGUGUGUGUGUGUGUGUGUGUGUGUGGUUGAAUUAUUGAUGACUACGGAUGCUCCACACGUCCUGCCAAGGCCGUCCUGGGAGUGUGUGAGUAGGAGCGAGCACUUUGUGUUUAUGUCUCAGCAGAGAUGGGUGAAAGGAGUACAGUGCAGGAGCCUGCUUAUGAUGGCUUGUGCAACUACGCCCAAAAAAUCACCUCGUGCUUCGGACUUGACGUGACCCACACACAUGAUGCUCAACACCACCAGGAGAAGCCUUCCAUCCAGUGCUAUAAGUGUGGCCAGCCAUGCAAGGGCGAGGUGUUAAGAGUGCAGAACAAUCACUUCCAUAUCAAAUGUUUUACAUGUAAAGUGUGCGGUUGUGACCUGGCACAGGGUGGAUUCUUCAUGAAAAAUGGAGAUUAUCUGUGCACGCUGGACUAUCAGCAGAUCCAUGGCACCCGCUGUAACGCAUGUGGUGAGUUUGUGGAAGGAGAAGUGGUCACUGCACUGGGGAAAACUUACCACCCUGCCUGUUUCGUCUGCACUGUCUGCAAAAGGCCGUUUCCUGCAGGAGACAGAGUGACGUUCAACGGAAAGGACUGUCUGUGUCAGUACUGUGCUGAGCCCAUGUCCCCCGUCCCUUCUAAGGGCAUCACAGGGCCUGGCACAUGUGCAGGUUGUGGCAGAGACAUUAAGAAUGGACAGGCUUUACUGGCUUUGGACAGACAGUGGCAUUUGGGCUGCUUUAAAUGUAAAGCCUGUGGCAAAGUACUGACUGGAGAGUACAUCAGCAAAGAUGGCUCCCCAUACUGUGAGAAAGAUUAUCAGCUCCAUUUCGGAGUGCGCUGCGAAGCCUGUCAAGAGUUCAUCACCGGCAAAGUGCUGGAGGCAGGUGACAGACACUACCAUCCUAGCUGCGCUCGCUGUAGCAGAUGCAAUCAGAUGUUCACUGAAGGAGAGAAGAUGUACCUGCAAGGAUCGACUGUUUGGCAUCCUGGCUGCAAGAACUCUACAAGAACGGAUGACAGACAAAGGCCGACACGCUCGUCAUCCGAGAGUGUGUGUUCCAGACCUGGUUCAAGCAUACCUAGCUCACCGGGUCACACCAUAUAUGCAAAAGUAGACAAUGAGAUUCUCGAUUAUCGGAAUCUCGCUGCCAUUCCCAGAGUCAAAGCCAUUUAUGACAUUGAACGUCCUGACCUGAUCAACUACGAGCCGCUUUACACCACUUCCCUCGACGAGAUGGAGGAGAGAGAGAGUGUCGGAGAGACACCAAGAACUAUGUCGCCGAUCCCGUCUGCAGAUAGUUUUUAUGACAUGAAGGGUCACAUCUUGCAGCGCUCGACGAGUCAGGGCUCUAUCGGCUCGCCCAUCUAUAACCGCCACUGUUACACACCGACCCUUUCUCGAUCCCCACAGCACUUUCACCGACCUGAUCAGAGUGUCAACAUGUACAGGAAGCCACCCAUCUACAAAAAGUAUGAUUUGGCUGCCUUUACAGCCGAAAGCAGGUCUGCAGAAGACAUCAUCAAAUGGGCCAAAUUUCCAUCGGCACUUGCUCCCGGUCCAGAAGACGUACCUAAGAUAGAGACCGAGUGCUGGGUGUGUCAGUCAACCAGUAGUACUCUAGGUUCCGAUGGGGGGAGACGGAGAUCCCGAGAGGAGGAUGAGGAGGAGGUUCAGAAACGUAGACAACUCCAGGAAGAACAUCUCACCAGGAUGCAGUCUGGUCUUGGAAAGCUCAUCCUGAAGGAGGAGAAGGAAAAGCAGCUGUUUCAAGAACGUCACGUGCGAAGUCAGUCUGCACAAAGACCAACAAACGGCAACACAGAUCCAAAUUCUCCUGCCAAAACAGGGUCACUUCCUGGCUACGGGCGAAGUGGGUUGCACAGGCCUCAGUCAACUGACUUUACUCAGUACAACAGUUACGGAGACGUCUCUCCAGGAGGACGAGAAUUUCAGCCCUUGCAGGAUGGCCAUCGUCCUGUCAGCAGAAUGGACAGGGGGGUUUCGAUGCCUAAUAUGCUGGAACCAAAAGUAUAUCCUUACGAAAUGCUCGUGGUCACCAGCCGUGGCCGUGCCAUGCUGCCCAGAGAUGUGGACAGAACCCGACUGGAGCGGCACCUGGCUCCAGAAUUGUUCUUUGAGAUAUUUGGGAUGGACAUUCAAGAGUUCAAUAAGUUACCUCUAUGGAAGCGCAACGACAUGAAGAAGAAAGCCAGACUCUUUUAACCAUAAAAAAGACACAAUACACUUCUGUAAUGUAGCCAUAUAUUUGCUUGUAAUCUCUCUUUCUUUCUAUCACGGCCAUUGUAUGUGCAUAUAUAGGAAGGGACGUGGAGCGAUUUGACUGUUUUAUGUUUAUAUUUUUAGCACAACAUAGCACUAUGGUACCAUCAUUUUAAACAAAAAAGUGACAUCAGCACAUAAGCACUGAAUGUUCAGAACUUUAUGUAUUUAUGUCUCUUGUGCUUGUUUUCCUCCUUAACAGACAUUUUCUUUUUCUGCUUACUUCUCCUUAGGUAACUUCCGCUCGCGUAGAAACUUAAGACAUUGUCACAAUGAUUUCACAGGUAAUUGAAUGUAGUCACAGUGAGCUUUCACGUAUGCUUGUAUGUUGGUACGUCUUUAUGUAAGAUGUUAUAAGCACUAGUAAAGUUCUCCACAUUUUCCACAUUUACUCCUUUAAAUUUCUUGUUUAUCUAUAUUUUUGUCAUUUGAUUACUGAACUUUAGUCAAACCCACACUGUACACGUCAUAAAAAACAAGCUGGAUCUGGAUCAUGUUAUUCCGAACGGAAAACCGCACUGCCAUUUAUUCUAUGUAUGAAUGACGAAGUGAAACGGUUGAUAAACUGUGAUAGACAGCAACACCAAAGGUAUGGCCAUGCCUAAGAGAGCAAAAACAGCACUGGGUUUUUCUCAGGAUCCUUUCCACUGAAGGCUUAAAAGGACCAAAUGUGUAAAUUAUAGUUUCGGACACCGAUGUCAGAGCAAUUUUUUUUGUUGUAGCUUUGUUUGGGUGGUAGGUCAAGGAAUGGCAUGGCUUCUUCCUCUCUCUCCCUCUCUCUCUCUUUCUUUCUCUGUCUCUUUUCACAUUCAAAACCAUACACAAGUUCUUUCAGCUCUGUUUGUCGGUCGAAACUAAUUUCCAUGUUAAUCUAACUGCUUGCAAAACACCGGGAUUUGACAAGCGACAAAAUGUGAACUCUUCGUGAAUAUUUUAUUGAUGUAAAAAAGCUUCUGGUUAAUAAAAUGCAGCAAAUCAGAUGGCACAUUACGUCUUUGUUUCUGACUGUUACAUUUAUGGCGUUUGGCAGAUGCCCUUAUCCAGAGCAACUUCCAUUUAUCUCAAUUUAUAUAACUGAGCAAUUGAGGGUUAAGGGCUUUGCUCA